This is a messenger RNA of Entrophospora candida, 3162 nucleotides long. The record is from the annotation of a GenBank genome assembly. NCBI's taxonomy places the organism in Eukaryota, Fungi, Glomeromycota, Glomeromycetes, Entrophosporales, Entrophosporaceae.
AUGAGAAAACGAAAAGACGAAAAUGGAAAUUUAAAUAUUACUUGCGAUAAUUUAGAGGAAUAUUUUAGGGAAUUUGCUCAAUAUCGGAAUUUACCAGAAGUAGAAAAUUGGGUUAAGACCAAAGAGAUUCCGCAUGAAGGACUUUUAGAAGAUUCAAUAAAUAAUAAAAUGGUAAAUUUUCUAGUAGGUGUUAAAAAAGAUGCUCGAAAACUAGAAUUACCGGUCGAUUUAAAAAAAAUUUGGAAAACCGGCGAAAAUAAAAACCCUUAUAAUUUGGAUUUAAAUUGGCCGACUUCUGACAGACAAGAUGGAAGUAAAAAAGAGCAAGAAAAAAAAACGAUUGAAAAAGCGUUGGCUGGUCCCUUAGUAAAAAAUAAUUCAGGAGAGAAUGCCAAGCAAAUACUGGAAAAAUAUAUUGGUUUCCAAAGAGAAAAAGAUAAAUUUGAGAAUUAUGUUUACUUAUACGCUGCGGUUAAGGAUGAUAAAUUCCAUCCAAAGAAGGAAAUUAUUUGCUAUUCGGGAGCACCGGGAACCGGUAAAACCACUUUUGUUAAAACCCUUAAAGAUGCUAUGGGAGUAGAAAUAGAACUAAUUUCUUGCACCGGAUUAAAAGAUUCCUCUGAAUUUUCUAUUUUAGGCGACGAAAAUAAACCUAUUCAAGACGAGCAAGUUCAACGGGACCUAAAAAAACUUUUUGAACUCUACUUAAACAAGGAAGGACAGGAUAAAGGAGAAACCAAAACAGUUUACGGAGAAAAAAAAGAACUAAUUCCCAACUCGAUCAUUGAAUUGCUUCCUCAAUAUAUUAGGGAGGGAGGAAUACGGCAAACUGAAAGGAAUGAUAAAAAUAACAUUAAUCGUUUCCCACGAGUCAUUUUUUUUGCGGGAGAAGAAUACAACCAGGAGUUAGUCCAAAAUCAGGAAUUACAAAAGAAAAUAUUCCUUACCGUCGAUUUUAGCCAAGUAAAAAAGGAAGAUAUUCAAAAAAUAGAAGAAAAAAUUAAGGAAACUCACGAUGAAUUAUGUUUUAUUUAUGUGAAAGAUAUUAAUAAAGGCAUCGACCCUCAGCAAGAAAAAACUUUUUUGCCUUACUUUGACCCUUCACAAGAGGGAUCUGGAGUUGUUUUCAUUAUUACCAGUUCCACUUCAGACAUGGGAAAACUUUCAACCCCUUUAACCUCUCGUCUUGAUUGUAUUAAUGCCGAGACUGCUAAUCCGAAGCAAUUUUUUUUAGAUAAAUAUUUCUAUUCUAUUUUGAUUGCCUCUUUUCUCACUUUUUUAACCUUGAUACUAUUCCUUACUUAUCAUUACCGUGGAAGGGAAGAAGUAGAAGAGGCUGGAAAAAUGAGAAAUAAUAAUAUAUGUUACCAUGGCCAACAAAAUAUUUAUCAAAUAUCAAAUAUUCCUGUGCCAGUAAGGCACAAAAAAUAUAGAGAGAAUUUAAGGAAAUACAAAAUAACGAAUAUUAGGGUAGAAUCAGUCUGGAGAAAAUUUGAGUUAGAUGGUUAUAUAAUUUAUAAAAGCACUACUAGGAAUCAUAUUUAUUGUAUUAAUUGUCGUCCCUUUUCUGAAUUUCAAGUGGGAGAUUACUUAGAAAUUGAUUUAGAGAAGACAACACUUUACGAGUCGGGUCAUGACUUUAAUGAGGUCAGCACAGUAAGAAAAGUCAGUUCAUCGGAGGUCAUGCCUUCUAGUUCAUCAACAGACAUGGUUAUUGGUUCAACUACUAUAACUAGAAAUCAAAUUCUGGCGAUUGGUCGGGAAAUAGAUGCUUUAAUAGACCAAAGUGGUGGACGAAACGAGUAUGAAACAAAGGGAUUUUUUGCAGCAGUAGAGGAAUUAAUUCCUUCUGCUGUUUGUUCUUACGAAGAAAAUGGGCGAAAAGCUGCUUUAGUUUUUAAAUCUGGAAAAAACAAAAAAAAUAUUAGCCAAGAAUUGGAAAAAAAAUUCGAGAGGACUGCCGCUAUUAAUGUUGUUUAUCAAAAUAAAAAUAAUCAAGGAAUACAUGCCGACAGUGAAAAAUUAAUCGAAGCAAACAGGGAAAAUGCUCCUAACUUAGUAGAGGAAGGAAAAGAGAUUAAAAACUCGCCUAAGCAAAUUUGUUAUCCCUCAGAGAAUGAAGAAGAAAAAGAUAAAAAUUCUCCUGAUUUAAAAAAGAGUGAAGAAAAAUUAGGAAUUAGUCAAAAUAACUUGUCUCCUUCUAAUUCUAAUUUUCCAACUGUUUUAGUAAUUGCAUGCCUGAGUGGUUUAAAGGGCCAACUUGGAGAGUUGGAGUACACCUUAAGUACCAGAGAAGAAAUAAAAAGAGCAUACAAAAAGUUAGCCCUUAAAUGGCAUCCUGAUAAAAACAACAAUUCUCCCGAGUCUACUGAAAAAUUUAAAGAAAUUAACAAUGCCUAUGCACAAUUAGACCCCAAUUCCGACAUUAAUGAUAAUUUUGAUAGCGAAGGCGAAUUCUCUUCUGAAGAAUUAGAUAAAAUCAUAUUUGCCUUGGAGAAAUUAAAAGCCACACAAAAGUUUGACAAUUUUAAUACGACCCAGGAAAUAAUAAAUUUCAAAAACCAGUUAAUAACUGCUUUAGAGCAAGAAUUUAAUAAUAACGAAUCAAACUUUAACCAAGCAUUACUCGCCCAGAAGCAAGGAAGGAUUGCUGUGGAAGACUAUUUAAAAAAGAAAGGUGUCAGCGACUAUGAUUUAAAUGAAAAAUUAAAAAAAAGUUCUAAUGUAACUCAAAAAGCAAGGAAAACUAACAGGACCCCGGGAGGACCAAAUAAUCCUCCUCAACCGACUCCCGGCGGGCCAACCCCACCAGGAAGUCCUCCUGCACCUGGGAAUGCUGAUAUUGACCAGGAAAGAAAUAACGCCAAGCAGCAAAUUAACCAAGCCUUGCUCGACAAGAAACUUCAAAAAACCGACCUGGAACCCAAUUUUCACAACUAUGAAAGGCAAAUAGACCAAUUAAACGACAAGGAACAAAUCAGAGAUUUUGCCCAACGGAUGAUUAACAAAAUUAAUCAGCAUCAACCUAGUAACAAACAAAAAAAAGCGGAUGUAAAAUUAGAGGGAUUAUCUUUACCAAUCAAAUUAGCAAUCGGGAGUAGUAUUUUACUUGUAAUCGUAACAAUUGCAGUUUUAAUAAUUAAGAAAACCGCAAGAAAAUAA